GGCCAUUCCACCGAGAGGGGAUAGAGGUUCCUGUAUCUGCUGUGGAUUUGCCGUGACGCGCUGAUGUUUGUGUGCUCGCUGGGGUGAAGGAGAACAGAGGUGUCCACACAAAAGGAACAGCUGUCCGAAGACACUCUUUAAGAUAAAGAAGCACCAUGGAUGAAGAGGAGCAGUUUGUGAACAUUGAUCUGAAUGAUGACAAUAUUUGCAGUGUCUGCAAGCUGGAGACUGAAACAGGGACCUUAUCUUUCUGCCAUGUCUGCUUUGAACUCAGCAUAGAAGGUGUCUCCUCUGCUACCUUGUUGCACUCAAAGUCCCUGCGUGGCCACAGAGACUGCUUUGAGAAAUGCCACCUAAUUGCCAACCAGAAGCUGUCACGUUCCAAGGCCUCCCGAAGUGCCUAUGAGGGCAUGAAGCUGGCCCUCAGCCAGAAACUCAACCGCAUCAUCCAGUAUGCCCAGAACAAAGACUCUGUCUCCUCCAACGGCCCCAGCAGACGGGGGGCCAAGCUCCUUUGUUACAGCCAGCAGAACGACUGCAAGCUGCUUCCCCAGUCGGAUAGCCAGGUGCCCCGGUACACGCCCUGCUGGGACAAAGCAACAGGCCGUGCCGUAAUGCCUGAUUACGCCAUGGGUAUGUUGGAGUGCCACACAGCGGAGGAGCUGGGGCUGCUGCAGGAGUCACAAUCUGACGUUUGGUCCAGUGAUGGCAGGAAAGGCCUACACAGCCGGAAGCAGUCAUCAGGAGGAGGACAGAAGCAGCACAGACACCAGGGCCACAGCAGAGAUGAAUUGUCUAAAAUGAGUUUGGAUGAGCUCCACCAGAUAAAUACCCAACUACUGAUGCAGAUUCAAAAGGUCUUCGAGGAGCUGACGGUGGCCGUGCAGGAAAAAGACUCGUUGGCGUCUGAGCUGCACGUGCGUCACAUCGCCAUCGAGCAGCUCUUUAAGAACUGUGCCAAGCUGCCCUGGCUGCACAUUAGCAGGGCCGGGGUCAAGGCCAGCAGCAGCAGCAGCAGCCCUGUGGAGUGAGGUGAAAAGUGCUGAGAGGACGCAGACAGACACUUCAACAUGCCGGCUGCAGCAAGCCUGAAAAAGCCUUUAUGUAUACUGAGUGACUUUUACAACACUAUGGUGGCGUUGAGUUGUUAGAUCUGCUUUAGAGCCGCAUUAAGGGCUGGGUUGAUGUGGCUUCCGUUCUUGCGGUUGAGGUGUUGAUGCAAGGAUUAAUGGUUUGCAGUUUAAAACAAAUUGUUGGCCUGGCAUGUGACCUGAAUUCCACCCUACUCGUGUACCCAGGAUGCAUGGUAAUUCCCGGUGAAAUGGAGCUCAGAGUUUCCUGGCCCCGGUAGACGAUGAGGACAUGUUCUCAUUGGGCAUGAUCCUUAAAGAAUAUCUCUUAAGAUUUACCUAAAUACAGACUGAAAAAACAGUGUGUCUGCAUAAUUUUACAUAAAUGGUUGCUGUUGGUUUUAUUUACUUUUGUUUAGAUUUCUAUCACACAUUUCAGUUUUCAUUGUUUCCAUUUUCUGUAGAUACAUUUUCACAUUUUUAUUUUUACCCUUCUCAUUAUGUCAGAUGGCUUUUCAAAUAUGGGUUAUAACACUGCUUAAUACUCCUCCAUAUGGACUGGUGAGUUACAGUAUUUUAUAACAUGGAUUGGGUAAAUACUUGAUGCAGAUUAGUUGGAUGAUGUCUAUCAUAUUCAUCAUGAUUGGCACUGCAAGCAGUAGUGUUUGAUUACUGUUGUAAUGUAAAGCAUUAGCAAGCUUUAAGCUUCUUCCUGCAGCUGCACACUGGCAAUAUAAUGACUUGAAACGUGAGUUUUGGACUUGGCUUCAAACUGCUCUAAUUAGACACGAUUGUUUGUGAAAACUGUGGUCCUCUGAGAUAUUUGCCAUUUUGUAAAUCAGAUAGAUAGAACAGUAGUGGGCUUCAUGGGGAAAUUACAGAUAAUUAAAAUUAACAAAGCUUUGCUAAAUUAUCACACAGGGUUGAAAAACUUUGACUCAAAUAAGUAACAUAUUGAAAUAAGAUCAAGUCUAAUAUAGAAAAGGGAAAGUGCAAGACAACACCCAAACUACCCUAAAGCAUUAUUGCAACAAAGACAAAUCAGAGUGUGAAGGUUAACACGACUAUACUAGCUGUGCAGGUUUUAGUUUGUGAUGACUUUUUUGAGAGUGUCAAUGAACUAAUACUUUGUAACAGCUGGUUGGCAGGCAGCAAGUCAAUAAAUAUCGUUAAUAUGCCCUCUUAAAGUUAAAAUGCUAGGUAUUUAGUUUUGAAUUCUUUUGGGUUUAUAGUAACUAUUAAUGCUGAUGAGAUUGACUUGAUAUUUAGCACAGAGCUGUUUGUUGCCUGUUGUAUAGCUGUCAAGCACAAGUCCUACGUAUGGCUAUACACUGAGUGAAUAUUGGAAAAGGAAAGGUGACAGUAUUGCAAAAGACAUCCAGCUGCCAAACCAAAGUCUGUACUCGUUCUGUUUUACAUGUCAACUGCGAGCAUUUGACUUAGAAUCCCCUAACAGAGGACGAUGCAAUAUCAAACGUAUGUGGCUUAGUGAUUUCCGUCUAUGUUUGGUUAAGUGUGUGUAAUGAUGAAACAUAGAUUUUUACUCCCAAAGUGUUGACGUGGAAACAAUUAGUUCUCAAGUACACACGGUGUGUAUUUUAUUGUUUUAUUUAUCUUUUUCAUUUUUGUUUGAUGUGCAGUGUUAACUGUCACCGCCCUCUCUCCUGCAUUGAUGUGUGGGAGCUAAGUUGAUGUCACAGCAAUAAAACAAACAGGAUAGUUUAGUCUACUGUGCCUCUGGAGGUCCCUGAUUUUUGAACAAAAGUAGAGAAGCACAUAGGGGAUGGUAUUAACAAACAGUCAGUGUUUUAAGCCUGUAGUUUUGCUUAGUUUAUUAUUCAGGAACCCUAUGCAAGAAAGAGACAUAUAAAUCAGAAGCCUUAUAAAGUAGAAAAUAUCUUAAAGAAUAUUUGUUUAUGUGAGUUUUUCUCAGAGGAGGUCACAGAUAUAAUAAGCUGGGAAAGACGAGGUUCUAAUCAGACUGAUGCUUAGAAAAACUCAGCAUUGUCAGUGUAUCUCUUUUGCUCUCUCUUUGUAAGAGAUUAAAUGUAUUGACCCCUUUUUAGGGUUUAAAGUUAAAGGUUUGAGCUCCAUUUUAAACUUGUAUCUUGCUUUUAUUUGGAUAGCUGUGUUCUGUGUGCUUGAGUGUGUACGAGUAUUCAGAUUACUGGUCCUUAAUGCAACUUUUAAGUCAUUCAGUCUUCAGUUGUAUGUUUUUUAAUGUGCGUUUUAAUUCUGAAUGCUGUGUGUUUUGGUAUACUGUGGAAACAUGCCUGGGCCUGUGCCUCUGCUCAGCAGAGCAGUCAGGCGGCCUGGGUUUGGUUAUCUCAUUAUCAUUUACUGGAGAUGAUAGCAUACCUGUGUUACACUUCACCUCCGCUCUUUAGACUUGACUCUUUGUACAUUUGUUUUCUAAUGUCGAACAAGGCUGCAUUUGUGUUGUGUGAUGAUUUACAUUCUAUUUAUUCUGUGUGUUCAUGGACCUUACACAAGCUAUGUGAUUUGUGCUUAAGUGACAGUUUGUAUUAUUUUGUAAAAUAUUUGAAUAAAAUAAAAUUAUUUUUACUACAAA
Messenger RNA from Dicentrarchus labrax (European seabass), 3642 nucleotides. It is a transcript of the gene cunh21orf91, whose product is annotated as chromosome unknown C21orf91 homolog. The transcript is spliced from 5 exons. Bases 156 to 1031 code for a protein of 291 amino acids. Lineage: Eukaryota; Metazoa; Chordata; Actinopteri; Moronidae. The record is from RefSeq and is a predicted model, not a curated record.